Messenger RNA from Candoia aspera, 2555 nucleotides. RefSeq names its product ninjurin 1 (gene NINJ1). Lineage: Eukaryota; Metazoa; Chordata; Lepidosauria; Squamata; Candoiidae. The record is from RefSeq and is a predicted model, not a curated record. Gene Ontology annotation, cellular component: membrane. The transcript is spliced from 5 exons. Gene Ontology annotation, biological process: tissue regeneration; cell adhesion. The coding region runs from base 133 to 597 and encodes 154 amino acids.
UGUACCUUGGCACUCAAAAAGGUAUCAAUAGAUGAGAAGAAGCAGAAUGUUAACAGCUGGGCAGUCAUACUCAAUUUCUUCUUGAAUCACCAGCCAGAAGACUACAGGGACCGCCGCAGCUACCGCAGCAACAUGGGCACGACCCCAGAUAGCCACGAGAUGAACGGGCUGACAGUGGGAAACGGCAACGGCGACGCGACGCCUCCAGACGAGGCUCGAAGACAGUGGCCACGGACACAUAGACAAAUUAACAUGAACCAUUAUGCCAAUAAGAAAAGUGCAGCAGAAAGUAUGCUGGAUAUUGCUUUGCUCAUGGCCAAUGCAUCCCAACUGAAAGCUGUAAUGGAACAAGGACCCACCUUCUCAUUUUAUGUUCCGCUGAUUGUCCUUAUCAGCAUCUCACUUGCACUUCAGGUUGGAGUUGGUGUGCUCCUAAUAUUCCUUGUUAAAUAUGACCUUAAUAACCCCACAAAACAUGCCAAGCUGGACUUUCUCAACAACCUUGCCACUGGACUGGUGUUUGUUAUAGUAGUUAUCAAUAUAUUUAUCACUGCUUUUGGAGUUCAGAAGCCAUCUCCCACAGAACAGAAAGGAUAGAAAGAGACCAGCGUUCUUUAAAUUCUGUUGUUUUUGCACCUUGAGCCAGUUUCUCUUGGAUGAAGAAACUCAAUGAGCAUGCUUCUCUUUCAGUUGGACUAUUUACCAGAAAAGCCAUUUUAUAUAACUUCUUAACCUUAUAAAAAUGAUCGACUGUUAGUUUGGGGAAAACUGAAUUUAAUUUGUAGCACAAGGGAUUGGAACCAAAGAUGGUUGCACCAACUUUCCACCUAACAGUAUUGCUUCAGGAAAAACUGCAGUGUAAAUCUCCUUUCUUACAACUCCAUUGAAGCUCAGUCCCUGUGCCUUGAGAAAAUGCUGAACUAAGAAAGAGAUCAUCUAUAUUUCGAAGCAUGGACUUUACAUGAGUAGGGAAAGACCCAUCUACAUUUAAGCAUUAAACGAUAAUUUUGUCUACAGGACUUUCAGAAGUCUCUAAUCCCAAUGAGUUAUGUAGAUUUUUAAAAAAACAUUUGUUUCUUAUUUAUAUAAUUCCCAAUGAAUAAUUAUAUCUGGUAGGCUGCUAUCAAUAAGAAAAAAGUGCAUGCAAUCAAUGUGAUGGUAAUGUUGGGACAGCAAUAUUUGUUUCCCAAAGAUCACUUACCUUUAACUAAUGUUCACUGAUAAUCAUUCCAAGUGUGCCAAAGAGAUGGGUGUCCAGCUUUUUUUCCAGGUAGAAAUAUAUUUUUAAAAAUCUUACAUUGUUUCAUUGAUACUAUAACCUGCUUAGAACAAUUGUGAUGUGUGAGGCCAUCCACUAUGGCUUGUAAACCAUAGUUUAUGGCUGAGAACAUUUUGUGAACCCAGUUAUAGUUUAUUUAAUAAACUAUGGUUAAUUCAACUAUGGUCUAGCAUGAUGCAUGACCUCAAUGUGUGAUCACACCACAGCUUUGUAUAAAGGCAUUAUAAUGUAGGCAGUUUUAUUUUUUCUUUCUUUCCUUUGGAAUUGCUGUUUAUCAUAGCGUUUGAUCAAUUGUUUAAGAGAGUUUAUCUUUAUGCAGUACUUGAUGAGAAUUAUAGUUUGCUUGCCUGACUAAAACAACAAAACUCGAAAGUUACCACAUCUAAAAUAAAAUUUCAUGUGGGCACAUUUAUUUUAUUGAACACACUGUCGCUAGGUUUUUUGUGUGUUUGGGUCCCACCUAUCUUAGACUUCCAUAAACUAAGAGAUGAUGUAAGGGGACAAUGAAACAUGUUUGUGUGGGUUUGUGUGUGAGAGAAUAGCAACUUUAUUCUCAAUUCUUUCCCUCUUCCAUAUGCUACACCAUUUUGGGUGCCUUAAAAUUUGCCAGUCUUCCCAUAUUAUUCACAAACAGAGGAAGUACAGGGAUAAUAGGGGCCAUUUCACACUGACGCUAGGGAACAGCAGGGAUAUAAAAAGUGUACCCUUCAUUCCUUAUGUGGUCCAGCCACUCUGGAGGAACCCCAAAAUGGUGCUGUACUUUUUCUACCCCUUCUGUGCACAAAUGUCAGUGAGAAAUACCUCCUUGUACUCAUUUCGCACAUGGCCCAUCCAUAGUAAAUAUCUUCUACUUUAGUAAGCAUUAUUUCUCAUUGUAAAGUCUUGAUUGGUCUAUCUUCUUUGUACUGAGGAUGGCUUGUCAACACUUGAACAGGAAAACCUCAAUGUUUUCCCCACUCUUCCUGCUUCAGUGAAGUAGCUUUUCAUUCACAGGGAAGACCCGUUCUAGAAUGGACUUCAAAAAGUUAAAGACCCCCUUGAUACUUCUUCAUGGACCUUUCUAACACAAUUCAAAAGCCGUGGUGCAUUUUUCUCUGGCCAGUACUGCUAACAUUCAAACUUUCAGGAAAUGCCCUCUUCAAGGAGAAGCAGAAAUGCCCAUCCAAUCCUUAAGAUGCAGAACCAAAUUCUGGUAUGUCCAAUUUUUCCUGGUUCAUCUCAUCCUCCCAUUUGCCUUUUUUUUCCCUUUAAGUCAAUCUACAUAAGAAAUGUUCAU